ACUUCCGAUUUUACCCAUGGCAUUUGUCGUCAUGGGAGGAAAAAUUCGUCAUUCCAAUCGCUGUAUUUCCAUUGUAUAUUGGAGAGGGGCGUCGUCGUAUUUCACUCUCCGUCCCUUCGUUGCUGGAUCCGCUCGGUGAAUUCUCUGCUGCGAUCACUUCAAAGAGAUGAAAGAGAGUAGAGACGGAGUCAGAAGUGAUAGACUUCUGAAAACUCCGUCUGGUAAUUCUGGUCCACUUGUACUGGAUGAAGAUCAUUUUAAGGGGGACUUCUCAUUUGACGCAUUAUUUGGGAACCUAGUAAAUGGGCUGCUGUCGCCUUACCAAGAUGAAGAAACAGACUUGUCAGAAGGGCACAGCAUUGGUGCAAAUGAUGCUUUAGCAAAUGGGAACCUGCGCAUUCCAUCUGAUGCUGCAAAAUCCGCACAAGGGCUAUCAAGCCCUUUGUUUCCGGAAGUUGAUGCCUUACUGUCUUUGUUUCAGGAUUCCUGUAGGAAGUUAAUUGAUCUUCGUAAGAAUAUUGAUGGAAGACUCAACAAUCUGAAGAAGGAGGUCUCAGUCCAAGACUCUAAGCACCGCAAGACCCUUUCUGAGCUUGAAAAAGGUGUGGAUAGCUUAUUUGAUAGUUUUGCAAGAUUGGACUCACGCAUUUCAAGUGUCGGACAGACUGCUGCAAAAAUUGGUGAUCAUCUGCAGAGUGCAGAUGCUCAGAGAGAAACUGCGAGCCAGACAAUGGAACUCAUAAAGUACUUGAUGGAGUUUAACAGCAGUCCGGGUGACCUUAUGGAACUUUCACCUUUGUUCUCUGAUGAUAGUCGUGUUGCAGAGGCUGCUUCUAUUGCACAGAAAUUGCGGGCAUUUGCUGAAGAAGAUAUUGGAAGACAAGGCAUAUCCGCACCAUCAGCUGCAGGAAAUGUAACUGCAAGCAGAGGAUUGGAGGUUGCAGUAGCUAAUCUUCAGGAGUACUGCAAUGAAUUGGAGAAUAGAUUGUUGGCGCGAUUUGACACAGCAUCACAGAGAAGAGAAUUAUCUACCAUGUCAGAGUGUGCAAAAAUUUUAUCUCAGUUCAACAGGGGUACUAGUGCCAUGCAACACUAUGUGGCAACCCGUCCAAUGUUUAUUGAUCUAGAGGUCAUGAAUGCAGACACUAGAUUGGUUCUAGGGGACCAGGGUUCUCAAGCUAGUCCUACCAAUGUUGCACGUGGACUUUCUUCAUUGUACAAAGAAAUCACAGAUACUGUGCGUAAAGAGGCUGCCACUAUAAGAGCUGUAUUCCCAUCUCCAAACGAUGUUAUGUCGAUUUUGGUUCAGCGAGUUUUGGAGCAGCGAGUUACGACACUUCUUGACAAACUGUUGGUGAAACCAUCUCUUGUUAACCUGCCUCCCAUUGAAGAGGGCGGGCUUCUAUUAUACCUUAGGAUGCUAGCAGUGGCAUAUGAGAAGACACAAGAACUUGCUAGAGAUCUACGUGCUGUUGGGUGUGGUGAUUUGGAUGUUGAAGGCCUAACAGAGUCUCUAUUUACUGCACACAAAGAUGAAUAUAUUGAACAUGAGCAGGCUUCUCUCAGACAACUUUACCAAGCGAAGAUGGAGGAAUUGCGUGCUGAAAGCCAACAAUCAUCCGAAUCAUCCGGGACAAUUGGACGCUCAAAGGGAGCUGCUAUAGCAGCUUCCCACCAGCAGAUAUCAGUUACUGUGGUGACAGAGUUUGUGCGGUGGAAUGAAGAAGCAAUUUCAAGAUGCACUUUAUUUUCAUCUCUGCCUGCUUCAGUUGCAGCCAAUAUCAAAGCAGUAUUUACCUGCCUGUUAGACCAAGUCAGUCAAUAUGCAACUGAUGGGCUCGAAAGGGCAAGAGACAGCCUUACUGAAGCUGCUGCUUUGAGGGAAAGGUUUGUGCUGGGAACAAAUAUUAGUAGAAGGGUAGCUGCUGCAGCUGCUUCUGCUGCAGAAGCUGCUGCAGCUGCCGGUGAAAGCAGUUUUAGAUCUUUCAUGGUGGCAGUGCAACGUUCCUCAAGCAGUGUAGCUAUUGUUCAGCAAUACUUUUCAAACUCUAUAUCUCGGCUUUUACUGCCAGUAGAUGGUGCACAUGCUUCUUCCUGUGAAGAGAUGGCAACAGCUAUGUCCCGGGCAGAAGGUGCUGCCUAUAAAGGGCUUCAACAGUGCAUUGAAACAGUUAUGGCUGAGGUGGAGCGCUUACUCUCAGCAGAACAGAAAGCUACAGAUUAUAGAUCACCUGAUGAUGGCAUUGCUCCCGAUCAUCGGCCAACCACUGCCUGCACGAGAGUUGUUGCAUACCUUUCUCGCGUGCUUGAAUCUGCAUUUACUGCACUAGAAGGGCUUAACAAACAAGCUUUCCUGACUGAAUUGGGGAACCGCUUGCACAAAGGGUUGCUUAAUCAUUGGCAGAAGUUUACUUUUAAUCCCAGUGGAGGACUGCGGCUGAAGCGUGACAUUACCGAGUUUGGGGAAUUUGUGCGCAGCUUUAAUGCUCCCUCUGUUGAUGAGAAAUUUGAAUUGCUGGGCAUAAUGGCCAAUGUCUUUAUUGUUGCUCCUGAAAGCCUCUCCACUCUGUUUGAGGGUACUCCAAGUAUUCGGAAAGAUGCACAAAGGUUUAUCCAGCUCAGAGAGGACUACAAGAGUGCCAAACUGGCAUCAAGAUUCAGUUCCCUGUGGCCGAGCUCUAGUUGAAGCAGAAGUAAUGCCGAAACAUCAAUCUCUUUUCUAUCUUCAAUUCAUUUUUUUAUAUCAGUGUUUCCCAGUGGUCGGACAUCUUGUGCCUGUUGGUUAAGCAGAUAGCAAGUGACAAGCAGAUUGGUGGCUAAGGUAACUACUAGUUCAACCAGCUUAGCCUUGUAAGAGGUCAGUUACUGUAGCUUCUCCUUCUUAUGGCUCUUUACCUAGCUCUUCAGGACUUUGUAUUUUGACCCUAUUUUUGUGUAUAACUGGAUGAGAACAUGAAGAUAGUUUUCCCUGUGACCUAAAGGUUUCUUUCUGAGUUUGCUUUCUGUAAUGAUUUUUUGGACAACUGAUGAUUUGUGUGGCUGUUGUGAUUACAAAUAGGCCUUCAUUUUCCUCCUC
Messenger RNA from Diospyros lotus (date-plum), 3076 nucleotides. RefSeq names its product exocyst complex component SEC10b. The record is from RefSeq and is a predicted model, not a curated record. Gene Ontology annotation, biological process: Golgi to plasma membrane transport; exocytosis. The transcript is spliced from 25 exons. Bases 167 to 2686 code for a protein of 839 amino acids. Gene Ontology annotation, cellular component: exocyst; cytoplasm. Lineage: Eukaryota; Viridiplantae; Streptophyta; Magnoliopsida; Ericales; Ebenaceae.